Fonticula alba is the source of this 4593-nucleotide messenger RNA. RefSeq lists its product as hypothetical. Gene Ontology annotation, biological process: positive regulation of amyloid-beta formation. Lineage: Eukaryota; Rotosphaerida; Fonticulaceae. Gene Ontology annotation, cellular component: trans-Golgi network. The transcript is spliced from 13 exons. Bases 1 to 4593 code for a protein of 1530 amino acids. The record is from RefSeq and is a predicted model, not a curated record.
AUGCUCCGGCUCGAGCAUGUCUUCCGCUUGGGCCAUGAGCUGCGACUCUUUUCGGCCGCCUCGCCGGGGCCGAUCCUGUCGUUGCACGCGCCGGUCGACCCCUCGCGCGGAUCCGGCGCCUUCUCCCUGCCCCGGUCUUCCCUGAGUGAGGAGGCGCGCCUGAGUGCCUCGGCCCCGCCGCCGGAACUCCCCGGCGGCCUCCCCCCCGGGCGUCUGUCCGCCUCGGAGGGCGGGGCACGCGCGCGCCACUGGGGCCUGCGCCUUGUGGGCCAGGAGCGCGGCGACAUCCUCCUCUACACCUGCGACGGCCUGUUCUUGCCCAACCAGAAGACCUUCGGCACCAUUCUCUUCUCCUACAACAUCAAGCAGUCGCGCUCGACGCUCAUGUACCUUUCCUGGACCCCGAUCAACAUUGUCAAUGCCACACAGAGCCACGACGAGUCGAUUUUCGGCUUCGUCACCUUUCAGCAGGGGCCCCACCCGGAGAAGGGAGAUGAUGGCACCCUCCUGGACCAGUACACCUCGUACCUCGGCACGCCUGGCGGUGCUCUCCAUCGGAUGUACAGCAGCGACACGUACCAGCGCCUGGUGAUGAUCGAUCACCGUCGGAAUGAGGAUGACAAGCCGAGGUACUGCUUUCUGAGGCUCAUGCAGAGCGGCGCCACGCUCAUGAUCAGCGCCGUGGUCCAACGCUUCAAGUCCACUCCGGACCGCCUGAACCAGGUGAAUAUCCUGGACCGCGAGCAGGUCAUCUCCCAGCCGGCCAUCUGGUCUCAGUGGGACAUCAGCCGGCAGCUGCUCUAUUACAUCACCUUUUCCAGCACGACCAUGAACGCCCUGGUCCUGUACAUCCUGGAGUUCCUCUCGGACCCUGGCUCCCCUACGCAGGUUCUCCGGCGGAUCAUGCUCCCGCCAGCCAUGUCCCACUCGAUCAUCCAGCAUGCCAAUGCGCCGCCGCACAUUGGCACCGCCGGCCCGCGCUUCGCCACCCCUGGCGCCCAUCCGAUUCCCCGGACCCCGGAGCUUGAUUUCCUCCUCAUGUCCGCCUCACGCGGGGCCGUCAGCCGCAACCAGAUCGAGUGUGUCCUCCUGUCGAAUGGUGCUCUGGCUCUUUGCCACCAUGGUGCCCCGUGUGAGGUAACUCGCCAGCUCCGGGUCUCGGUCUUCAUCAUGUCGGCCCUGGAAAUCAACCACUCGGUCGAUGAACCGGAGGACUACCCCUCGGAGCAGGAUGAGGCCGAGGUUAUGUCCUCCUCGGUCGGGCGUUUCCUCGAGUGUGUCGUCCCGCUGUCGGUCGUCGAUCCGGCGCAGGCCCCCCUGGCGCGGCUCUGCUUCACGACCUUCAACAACCUUCUCAUCAUCUACCUGCCGGGCAUCUACAUUGGCAUGGUGGACUGCUCGAUUCCGAUGCAACCACGCACGUCCCUGGCCUUCACCGGCCCCGCGCUGGCCACCUGCCUGCCAUUCCAGCAACCCGCUGCCCAGAAGGCUGCGCUCCCAUUCGUCACCCAGUUUGAGGUCAUUCCGAAUGACUUGACCGGCUGCAACUCCAUUUACGACUGCAAGACCGGCACCGCAUACCGGUUCUCCCUCGAUCCGACCACCAUCCGCAGCCUCUUUACGGCCCGGCUGCUGGGGAGCGCAGUCGAUCGGAUGUCGGCUGACCCAUCGCACACUCACCCGGGAUACACGCCUUCCAAUGGGUUCCCCUGCUUCACCGGCGCCUACUUCUCCUUCCAGCUGGAACUCCUGAAGUCGGACCCCAGCUUGUCGGCGGCCGAGGCCACGGUGGAUGCCGCCUCGCGCUGCAUUCCCAGCACCACAGUCCCUGUGUGGCCGCGGCCCGGGAUGGAUGGGCUGCUCCCGGCCGCCGGGGCGUCGAGCCUGCUGCGCGGUCGACCGACCAACCGGUCGCCCUCCCCUGCCAUCGGGCCCGGGCCCGCGGCAGGUCUGCAACACGAGACAGUCAUCCCACGGGGCUCCACCGCCAGUGGCGGCUUCAUCGGGGAUCUGUUCCCCCGGUCGCCAGUGCUCCAGUCGUCGGCUGACCAGGCCCCCUCGGGCGUGAACCUACGCCUGAGCUCCCACAGCCAUGGCCAUGGCGGUGGCACCAGCACCUCGCCGGCCGUCUUCCGGUCAUCGGUAAGCAGCGGCCGGUCACACUCGAGUCUGGAUUUGGCCAGCAUGUCGCGCCCCGCCUCGCCCGUGGCCCCCAUGGUCACCGGCCGACUCCCGCGCCUCUCCCUGCACGCGGUGGAUCCCGAUGUCGGGGGCGGCUCCUCUGCCACCGAGGCCUCCAGCCCGACGUCCUCCAUGCGCUCGAGCAACUCCUCGCUGGCGGGGUCCGCCCAUCCGCCCGGUGCCUCGGGGCUUGGCAUGGCCGGUGUCCUGCCGGUCUUCGCCCCCCUAGCCCCGGGGGCCGUGGCGCUGACGCCUGCCUCCUCGUACCUGCCCUCCUACUAUGGCUUGCCUCACUUGGCCCAAGCGGCCGUGGUGUCCUCCUUCGGGUCGCCGGCCGCCGCGGCGAGCGCGGCCUUCGCCUCCGCUGGCGCCGGUCGACCUGGACGCAAGUCCCAGCGCUCGGCCAAGCAACAAGCCCCGGUGCAUUUCUCCCCGGAGCCCUUCUGCUUUGACCGCCUCUUCCCCCCGGGCAAGCUUCUGGCCGCGUCGCCGCAGUCGCUGCAGUCCGGCACGCGCGGGCUCUCCUGCUUUGUGGGCCCCACUCCGGCGGUGCGGGCCAUCCUCGGCCCCGCCGGCGAGAAGGCCUUCCAGCCGGUGCAGAUGUCCGGUCGGCCGCUGAUGCCAGUCCCCCGGGCCCCGGUGGCCGGCCCCUCGACCGAUGGCCGGCCGGCUCCCAUGACGGCUCCCGGCUCGCUGCCGGCCCCCCCGGCCCCGGUGACCGUGCCGCCGGUGGAGGCGGCCCUCGCUGCCGAUUCCGGACACCAACAGGGCCCGAUGCGGCGCUUCCUCCAGCGGAUUCUCACCUCCUCGGAUUCCCCGCCCUCUUCCCCCAAGAAGGAGGCCGACCAUGUGCCGGCCGCGGCGCACACCCCUCCGCCACAGGCGCAGCCGCAGCCGCAGCCGCACUUGCAGCACGCCUCGCCGCCGAACGACCCGGCCCACCCUCGACUCGGGACCGCGCAGCCCGAUGGCCCGCCGGCUGGCGGGGUGUCGCUGGCCAUGCGACCUCCCCUUGCUGCUGCCGACCUGGCCGGACCAUACACCGCCGCGGCGGCCGUCAUGCACAACGACCCGACCAAGUGCUACUACGACCACAUCAUCGCACACCACUUCGGCUCGUGCUACCCGAAGCUCCACCGGUCGAUCGUGGACGACUGGGCCCACCGCUACACCCGAUGCCUUUUCACCCAGCUCAACAACCUGUGGUCCCUGAUCGUGGACCUGUUCGGCCUCAACCACUUCGAUCUCCUGGACCAUCCCCUGCCACUGGUGUGGACUGACGCCAAGUCCCCGGCCGAGUUGGGUCGCCUGAACCAGCUGACGGCGGCCUUCAAUUUGCUGUCCGAGUUCCGCGAGACAUACCACUCGCUGCAUUGCGCCCCGCCGGAGGGCUUCGAGGACUGCUUCUCCCUGUUGGGAUUCUAUGUGCUGCCGCGUCUCGUCUUCAACCAGAUGCUCGAGCAAGGUGUCAUCCGCAUUUCCGAGGAUGUCACCCGCCACAUCACCCUUCACAUCCUGACCGAGCGCCGCGCCGAGCGGCAGCUCCUGCUCCGGGGGGCGGAUGCGGCGACGCUCGUCCGUCAACCGGACCUUUAUCGGUCGAUCACGGCCGUGGCAGAUCGCGCCGGGCGGGAAAUCAGCAACCUGUCGCUGCUGCUCAUUCGUCGGAUCCCCUCGCCGGGGCUGGUGCUGCACAUUCUCCGGCAGCUGGCCAACGCCGGAGGUGGCGGUCCCACGGCCGGCUCCGGGCCGGGCUCCGAUCUUGCGUAUCCCCCGGGGGCCGGCAUGAGUGAUGUUGCCAGCCUCAUUUGUGAGAUUUCCGUCUCCUCGAUCCUCACCCAGCUGCAGUUCAUCUCCCUGCUCUAUCGGCACCGGUACCAGAACCAGAUCCACCACCAGGCCCAGGCCCAGGCCCACACGCAGGGCGGCCUGCUACGCACGAGCAGUGGCACCGCCCCGGGUGUCGGCGUCGGCGGCCAGGAUGCCCCCUUGGGCAUUCCCCGGCCGCUGUAUGGCAGCGGGGCGGCCGUUGCCGCUGCGCCGGCCGCUCUGCAUCAGCUCCCGCCGGAGGUGCUGAACGAGCUCCUCCUGGCUGAUGAUGGCCUGUCUUCGGCCGAGGCGGCCUUGGGGCAGGACUUCCAGCCGCUGGACACCAGCGACAUCGAGGAGGAUGACUAUGCCCUGGUGGCCGGGACGCAGGCUCCCUCGCACAGCUUCGCCCCGAUGGCCUACUUUUUGGUGUAUCUCUUCCGUCAGGCAUCGCGCCUGGCCCAGGCUCAGGCCGUGGAUCCGAGUCUGCAGCCGCGCCCGUCGCUGGCCAUGGCAGGGUCCCGUGGCGGCGGCACCCCAAGUGACCCGGUGGCCGAUGUCCACUUCUUGGCGGCCGUCUAUCGCUACGCCUUCAAGCAUUGA